Molecule: messenger RNA, 2064 nt
Organism: Lodderomyces theae
Lineage: Eukaryota; Fungi; Ascomycota; Pichiomycetes; Serinales; Debaryomycetaceae
Exons: 1
Coding region: 1-2064 (687 amino acids)
Source: RefSeq, a predicted model, not a curated record
AUGACUCAGCCACCCCCCAAGUUCAUCGAUCUUGUCACUAAAUCACUCGACACUUCUGAAUGGCCAUUGCCAGAAGUUGACAACACCAUACCUAGGUUCAAUUAUGAAAUCAUCAAGGUAAACAAGCAAGUGUCACACAUACUUGUACAUCAGUUGAAGAAAGUAACCACUGAACUUGAACUACAUCCCAAGUUUGCGUCUGUGAUCGUCUCUGAGAAGUAUCAUGUCCAUGUGGGUCCUGAGUCGAGUUGUGUUGCAAAAUUAUGGGAAACCUAUCUUGAAGAGAUUGAUUCUGGUCAAGUAUGCCAGCGUGUGUCAACACCACAGCUUGAGCCCAAUAACAUACCCCAUAGAGCAUUCGGGUUUCUAGAGGAGCCUGUCAAAGAGUACUCCAUUGGAAAUGAAAGUUGUUCGUUUCAGCAUUUGCUGCUAAAGCCAAUCUCGUGCAAUGUUAUUAUUCAAGUGCCGGUGAUUUUACAGCCACGACAGCCACUUCAAGAGCCAAGUUUGCCGUGUUGGGAAUGCAACAACAAGAUUAAUCUAUUUGACCUAGUUGAGGAAAAUCUCGAUUCCAAAAUGCCUCGACUAACGAAUGAAGCAACAACACUUCUUCUAAAACAACACAACCUAGUCAACAAAUACUCAAGUGGACUUGAAUUGCCAGUAAUUUCACCAGAUAUCGGGAACCCUUUGACCGAUUUUGAUUUUGUUUCUUGGAAGAGUCCAGACUUGGCAAGGAGCUACGAUAUGCACCAGCUCAACUUGUUUUUAUUUGAACGUGACAUCACACACAGUAGGAAGUACAUGGUACAACCAACGGCAACUCCAUACCAACAAGAGAACAAGUCUGCAGAAUACAUCCUCCAACUGUACACAAACCAGCACUUUGAUACCAAACCGUGGCAUUUAAGCAAGUACCAACUAAUUGUUGAAAUGGAGUGGAAACCAAUAACGUCCAACAUUAAAACCUUGCAAAGUCACUUUCUUUAUGAAAAUAUUGACUCCAAAGUGGACACCACUAUUCAGCCAAUGAGCACUGUUUCUGAAGAUGGUAUCAAAUUAGGGCCUUGUGUGGUUGAAGACACGUUGGUUUUGGACUACCCGCACUUACAAGAGCAGACAACCACAACGCAACUUGAGAACGACAAUGCUGCAACAAAUCUAGCAACGUAUCAUGACGAUACUGACGCACUAGUAAAGUUGGUGGCUACAAAGAAACGCAAGUUGAAUUCAAAAAUGGUUGACAUACCUCAAGAACUAGCAUUAUUACUGUUUCUACACCCCAAUAAAGAAGCGACAAAACCAGACGUCGAAGAGGACACCAAAGAAAACACAUCCACAGAGUUGAAUGCUCCUCAAUACAGUGUCUUUUUCGACUCGUCCUUUUCAGAUUCGACCAAAGAGUAUCAAUUCGCAUCCAAUCAGUAUAUCGCACUAACGCAAUCGUUCUGGAACAAGGACUACACAACCGCCAAAACAUUGAGUGAGAAGCUUUGCGUAAUUGAAGUCAAGUUCGGCCACGCGGUUGACAUUGUCAUAAACACAACUUCGGCAAUCUAUACAACCUCAGCUGAUUUGUUAAUUCAAGGCGAUGGAAAAUCAACCGAGUUUCUCAUUCUUGAAGAGAUUUUAACCAUGAAACAACAUUUCCAUAGGUUGUAUAUUGUUGCCAUUGUGAAUACCCCAUCCUUUGUUGACUAUGCCGGACCGAAAUUGGCAAAAUUGCAGCUAAUUUGUCUCUCCCUCAACAUCAAUCUCCUAUUUGUGUCUCAGGAAGAUGUCUUGCUUUGGUGUUUGGAGAUUAUCCAUCUGGAACUGCCCCAGUUGAUUGAUGAACCAUUGGAUUUGGAAAAUCAACACUGUGUGUUUCUAUGUGAGUGUGGAUUAACUUAUUUCCAAUCCAGAGAGAUAUUGAAAAUGACUAGUCUUGACGAGUUUAUCACGUGCACUGUGGAAGAGAAGUUGAAGAAAUUCAAGGACUUGGUGACACCUGAGUUAUUGGUAAGUUCUUGGCGAGUUGAAAACUUAAUGACUCCUCUUACUAACUGCCUUUUUUUAGUGUAA